Molecule: messenger RNA, 477 nt
Organism: Sitophilus oryzae (rice weevil)
Lineage: Eukaryota; Metazoa; Arthropoda; Insecta; Coleoptera; Curculionidae
Product: transmembrane channel-like protein 2
Exons: 4
Cellular component (GO): plasma membrane
Molecular function (GO): mechanosensitive monoatomic ion channel activity
Source: RefSeq, a predicted model, not a curated record
AGGUCUUCGGUCUUCACCACGAGCUCUGGAGACACCGCCAUCACUGUCGAUGGCGACCAAGCCAACGAAGUUACUCAAGACGAGAUCUUUGAAAAUAUCAAGCUGCACAAAGAGGUAUUGAGUAACGUUAAGAUGCAGCCUUGGAACAUGCGCAAGAAAUUGAAGCUGGUGUUGCAAGCGAAGGCUUACAUUAAGAAACACGAGGGUCAGCUUCAAGAGAGACUGGCGCAGAGUCAUUCAACCAGGGAUAUGCUGGCCAGAUACAAUAUUGUCCUAAUCAAAAAGUGGCAGAUUUGGAAAAGGGAGCUUACCAAUAUGUCCAUGUGGUUUAUACCAUGGGAACUGAAGAUUAAAGAGAUAGAAUCUCAUUUUGGUUCUGUGGUAGCGUCGUAUUUUAUAUUCUUGCGUUGGUUGUUUUGGGUGAACAUUGUUAUAGCAGUCGUUAUAAUCUCUUUCGUUACUAUACCCGAGAACUAA